Saccostrea echinata is the source of this 947-nucleotide messenger RNA. RefSeq lists its product as uncharacterized. Lineage: Eukaryota; Metazoa; Mollusca; Bivalvia; Ostreida; Ostreidae. The record is from RefSeq and is a predicted model, not a curated record. Gene Ontology annotation, cellular component: membrane. Bases 1 to 939 code for a protein of 312 amino acids. The transcript has 2 exons.
AUGGCUCAUAACAUACCUCUGAUAGUUCUAACUGUCAUUAAUCCGAUUGUGUAUGCGGUAGCUACUAUAUUCAACUCCUUGUCAGGAGAGACCGGGCAAAAACUAGGGAUAUUUAAGAGCAGCACCGGAUCUAUUUCGGAUAAGUAUGAGGUAAACAUUACUCCGGCCGGAUGGAUGUUCAGUAUCUGGGGUGUAAUCUACAUAUGGGAAGCGGUGUGGAUUGUUUAUACUAUUGUCAAUCUGUUCCGGAAAACGGAGAAUGGUCCCCUCUACUGCAAUCCAAUCCUCUUACCAUGGACUUUUUUCGUCACCUUCAUCAUCAACAUGAGCCUCAACCUGUCCUGGAUUCUUCUAUUCGAUAGAGAAGAAAUCAUCAUAGCGUUCCCAGUCCUGUUUUUCAUAGCCUUCACUUUGUAUGUGUGUUUGUUCAUUUCUUAUCGACACCUUGAUAAAAACAUCGAGUUUUUAAGAAAAGAUGGCAGAAACCUCGAUAUCUGGUGCAUCCGAAUCAUGGUUCAGAAUGGACUCAGUGUCUACGCGGCGUGGACAACCAUUGCCACUCUUCUGAACAUGGCGAUGGUAAUGAUCUAUAAAGGAAACCCCGGAGUGGACAAUGAUGACGCAUGCACAGUUGCUCUUUCGAUCUUGGUGGUUGAAGUUUUGGCCUACACUGUUGUAGACAUUGCCUUCCUAGAUCGGUACACCCGCUACACAGUUACACCGUGGUGUGUUGUCCCUCUUGCACUAGGAGCUAGUUUAGCUAAAAACUACAAAGCAGGUUCUAGAAACUCCAUCAUGACAAUUGUCAUGAUCGUCAUUGCUCUGUUGUGUCUCGGUGCUAAAGUUUUCAGCUUGAUUUGGCGUCAUUUCAGAAGUCCUGCAAAAUCCGCGAGAAUAACGGACUCGGACGAGAACCUGAAAAAAUCUGCCGUUGUUUAAUAUUUUUC